Podarcis raffonei (Aeolian wall lizard) is the source of this 1504-nucleotide messenger RNA. RefSeq names its product mediator complex subunit 6 (gene MED6). Gene Ontology annotation, cellular component: mediator complex; core mediator complex. The coding region runs from base 75 to 815 and encodes 246 amino acids. The record is from RefSeq and is a predicted model, not a curated record. Gene Ontology annotation, molecular function: transcription coactivator activity. The transcript has 8 exons. Lineage: Eukaryota; Metazoa; Chordata; Lepidosauria; Squamata; Lacertidae. Gene Ontology annotation, biological process: regulation of transcription by RNA polymerase II.
AGGCAACGUCUCUCUAUGGUGCGGUGAGGUCAUAGAAUUGCGCCGGGGCGGAUGCGACGCGCGGCGCUGAAACCAUGGCGGCGGUGGACAUACGAGAUAAUCUCUUGGGAAUUUCCUGGGUUGAUAGUGCUUGGAUUCCAAUAUUAAACAGUGGAAGUGUGCUGGAUUAUUUCUCAGAGCGUAGCAACCCAUUCUAUGAUCGAACGUGCAACAAUGAAAUGGUCAAAAUGCAAAGGCUAUCGCUGGAUCACCUAAAUCAAAUGGUUGGAGUGGAAUAUAUCCUUUUACAUGCACAAGAGCCAAUUCUCUUCAUUAUUCGUAAGCAGCAAAGACAGAGUCCGACGCAUGUUACCCCACUGGCUGAUUAUUACAUUAUUGCUGGAGUGAUUUAUCAGGCCCCUGACUUGGGGUCAGUUGUAAACUCCAGAGUGCUCAGUGCAGUACAUGGAAUCCAGUCAGCUUUUGAAGAAGCCAUGUCCUACUGCCGCUAUCACCCUUCGAAAGGCUAUUGGUGGCAUUUCAAAGAUCAAGAGGAACGAGAUAAAGCCAAACCCAAAGCCAAAAAAAAGGAAGAACCAAGCUCCAUUUUCCAGAGACAACGUGUAGAUGCAUUACUCCUAGAUCUGAGGCAAAAAUUUCCCCCGAAGUUUGUGCAGCAAAAGUCUGGAGAAAAACCCAUUCCAGUGGAUCAGAUCAAGAAGGAGCCAGAGCCAACCCCUGAAGCUACAAAACAAGAGGAGAAGGACACGGCUAAGAUCACCCAACAGAGCACCAGCACCAAAGGACCGCCAGAGAAACGGAUGAGACUGCAAUGACAGAAGGGAAGAUUAUACUCUUGGACUGCAAUACAGCAAGGAAAGGAAUGACAACUGUGUGGUGGACUUUUGACAUUUCAAGGCUCUUUUCUUUUGAACUGUUUACAAACCUGUUAGCUGCAAACCUAUAGCUACAUACAGGAAGAAAUAGUUUGGCCUUUUCCCUAUUUUAAUAUUGAAGGCUGUAUUUCAUCUAGUGUACCUAACCCCCAGUGUCAUGUCUUUGGCUAGAAACCUGUCCUCUUUUAAUAAGCUUAGACCUUGGAAAAAGAUGCUUCAGGAAAGACCAUCAAGAAAAAACAAAUGCAAAACUAGCUAAUUCCUUGAUCAUUAUCUUCCUUUUACCCCUCUUUUUUACAUGUACUACAGAAUAACAAAUGUGUGGCAGGAUUAUGUGAAGAAAUGAGCAAGUUAUGCUUUGGGCUUUGAAGAAAGGUGUUGGCAGUAGAUGAAAAUAUUUUCAAAACUGUUUUACAGAAUCCAUAUAAUUGGAAGUGAAAUGUAGGCUGAAAUUUCAAAACUUUCUUGGUAACUAUCUCAGUAAAUAACAUAAUUGGAACAAUCACUCUCUUUAUAAGCUUUUGAGUCCAUAAUGCUUUAUAUAUCGGUAAAGUUUUACCUUUGUUAAUUUUUCGUAACUGUACAGUGUAAUGUUGAAAUAAACUCAGGUACUCUGGUUUUUGAACAUA